CGCGGGAGGCAGAUGCGGGUCCUGCUGCUGCUCCUGGGGCUCGGCGCCGCCCUGCUGCGGCCCAGCGGCACCCGCGGCGAGCCCGCCCGGCCCGCGCCGCUCUUCCUCCUCCUCCUCCUCCUCCUGCUGCUGCUGCUGCGCCUCGUCCUCGCGGGCGCCCCGCUGCUGCCCUGACGGGCGGGCGGGCGUGUGCGCGUGUGCGCAUGUGCGCGUGCAAAGGCGGGCGGGCCUCUGCACGUGUGCGUGUGCGCCCGAGGUGUGAGCGUGUGCGGGCGAGCGUGCGUGUGAAGGCGUGAGUGAGUGUGCACGCGCGUCCGUGGGCAUGCACGCGCACACGCGCGUGCUGCUGAGCGUGUGUGCAUGCGCAACGGCGCGCGUGCCUGUGAGCAUGCCAAUGCGUCUGAGGCGUGAGUGUGCGUGUUUGGUGUCAGCGCAUGUGCGUGCACAUCCAUGGGUGUGUAAGGGUGUGCAUGCACAUGCAUGCGUGCUGCUGAGUGUGUGUGCAUGUGCAACAGUGCACAUGCCUUUGAGCAUGCCAAUGCAUCUGAGGCGGGAGUGCAUGCGUGUGCACGUGUGCGAGCAUGCAUGUGAGGUGUCAGUGCACGUGCAUGUACAUCCAUGGGUGUGCAUGGGUGUGUAUGCAUGUGCUUGUACGCUGCUGAGUGUGUGUGCAUGUGCAGUGGUGUGUGUCUUUGCAUGUGUGCCUGCAUCUGAGGCAUGAGUGCAUGUGUGUGCACACAUGUGAGUGUGCACACUCAUGUGCAUGUGAGGCGUGGGUGCAUGUGCAGGCACUUAGGUGAGUGUGCAGGUGUGUGUGCAUGCAUGUGCUUGUGUGCUGCAGUGUAUGCACACGUGAGGGUGUGCAUGCUCUUGUGUGUGCACCUGCGUGUGAGGUGUGAAUGCAUGUGUGUGCACACACAGGUCUUUGUGCGCACACACGUGUGAGAUGAGUGCCUCUGUGUGCACACACAUGAGCGUGCACAUGUUUGUGAGCACACAGGUGUUUGCACAUAGGUGUCUGUGUGUGUGUGAGCGUGUGCGUGCCUGAGGCUGGUUGCACGUGUGUGCACACGUGCUUGCAUUUGCUUGUGCACCCCCCGGGGGCAUGCGCUCCUCCCCGUGUGCGUGCGGGAGGCGUGCACACACGCAGCAGAGCACACGCGCGGGCACGAGAGCGUCGCGGCGGCGGCGUGACUGCGAGAGGCGCUCCGCCGCCCCCGGCGUCCCCGAUGUCCCCGGCGUCCCCCGUGUCCCCACCGUCUCUCCGGAGCAAGUCCCAAGCCCGGCUGGGACUGAUCCUGCCCGCGGCGACGGUGCCCCGGUGGCCCUCAGGGUGCUGGUGCCCACGCUGGCCGUGCUCCUGCAGCAGGAUCCUCCCUGCUGCGGGAGACGGGGCUGGAUGGGGCCCCCGGAGCAGAUGGCACCGCGGGCCGGAUGUCACCCCGAGCAGCAUGCCACCCUGGAGCAGGUGGCACCUCGUGCUGGGUGUCACCCCGAGCUGGAUGGCACCCUGCACCGCCGGGGACCCUGGGCUGGAUGCCACCCUGGGCUGAAUGCCACUUGUGCUGGAUGGGACCCGGUGCAGGACACGCAGACCCCAGACCUGAUGGGACCUGGGGCAGAUGGCACCUCAGAGCAGAUGGCACCCUGGAGCAGUUGGCACCUUGGGCCGGAUGGCACCCUGGAGCAGAUGGCACCCUGGAGCAAUGGCACCUCGGGGCAGUUGGCACCUUGGGGCGGAUGGCACCCUGGAGCAGAUGGCACCCUGGAGCAGAUGGCACCUCGGGGCAGUUGGCACCCUAGGCUGGAUUCGCCCCCCGCCCCCCACUCCUGCCACCCGGGACCCUGAGCCGGGUGUCACCCUGGGUCAGAUGACACCUUAGGGUGGGUGCCACCCCAACGCUGGAGGCCACCUUGGGCUGCAGCACCACCCUCAGCAGCCCCCUGCCCCCCGCCCCCGGGAGGGGGGGGGGGGGGGCCAGGAAAGUGCCCGCUCGGCGUUUUCCCGCGCCGCCCGGCGUCAGCACUUCGGGCCGGGCCGCGGCGCCGAGACCUUUCCAGGCCUUUGUGGCGCCGGACAACGGCGGCGCCGGCGCCCGGCCCGAGCCUUUAACCGCCGCCGGGUGCCCCCCUCCCCGGCACCGCUCAGUCGCGCGCGGACGCACGGCCGGGACGGACAGAGGCGCCUUUCAGCGCCGCUGGGCGCUGAAGGGCCGCGGCAAUGCCGGCCCGCGGUGGGCUGCUGUGUGCCACCUCCGGCCUGGCGCUGCUGCUCGCUGCCACCGCCACCGACUUCUGGCUGCAGUACCGGGCGCCCGGCGGCCCCGGCUGCCAGGGCCUCUGGCGCGUCUGCCUGGGCGGCGCCUGCCACCCGCACCCUGGCACGCCGGCGCUCUGGGACGCCACGCGGGUGCUCAUGCUGCUCUCCGUGCUCUCCACCACGGCCGCCAUCGCCCUGGGGCUCUCCGCCGCCAGCAGCGGCGCCCCGCGGCUGCGCCUCCGCAUGGCCGGCGCCACCCUGCUCGUGGCCGGGUUCUUGGCGCUGCUGGGCCUGGCGGUGUUCACGGCCGUGACGGUGAGCGUCUUUGGGAAGCACCACGCUGACUGGCGCUUCUCCUGGUCCUACAUCCUGGGCUGGAUCGCCGUCGUCCUCGUUGUCUCGGCAGGACUCUUCCACGUCUGCGCCGCCUCCAAGGACCUGACUCCGGAGAGCUCCGAAGUGGCAGGUGCCUGAUGGCUGCUGAGACCCUGCUCCUGUCCUCAGCCCUUUGCCCGCAGCCUGCUGCCCCGUGGGCAGCUGGGGUGCAGGUCACUGCUGGCCUGAGCUGUGCCCGGUCUCUGCGGACCUGAACCCCCCGGCUCUCCCACCCCAUUACCCUCCCCUUUCCCCCGCAAUGUAAGCGCUGCCCUGCCAUGCUAAUAAACCGCUGUGCGCCCCCCC
Molecule: messenger RNA, 2941 nt
Organism: Rhea pennata
Lineage: Eukaryota; Metazoa; Chordata; Aves; Rheiformes; Rheidae
Product: lens fiber membrane intrinsic protein-like
Exons: 6
Coding region: 2222-2734 (170 amino acids)
Cellular component (GO): plasma membrane
Molecular function (GO): structural constituent of eye lens
Source: RefSeq, a predicted model, not a curated record